This is a messenger RNA of Caenorhabditis bovis, 390 nucleotides long. The record is from the annotation of a GenBank genome assembly. Lineage: Eukaryota; Metazoa; Nematoda; Chromadorea; Rhabditida; Rhabditidae.
AUGUCUGUUAAUAAGAAACCUAAUGAUGUUCUUCAAAAUGUCGAAAAUCAGAAGAAGAUCGAUGAAGUGAACAACAACAACGACAAGUCGCAUUCUUCCAGUUCCGUUCCUUCCUCCAAUUCAUCCAUUCCUUGGGGGUCAAGUGUCCCAGUCACUUCUCCACUCUUCAUUCAAAUCCCAGCUGAUCAAGGAAGUUUCCUCACUGACAAUCCGCCAAAUCAUCCGAAUAACGCACACAACUCGCAGAAUGCUGCUCCACCCAUUGAUUUCUCAAACCAGGAAACACCGUCUUCCCAAAAUGGAUUAUUGAUGAUUUCAUCUAUUGCCCGUCUUCAGAAGCUCAAUUUGGACAACUCGGAUACUUGCCGUUCUGAAUUCCGCCGUGAAUAA